Messenger RNA from Metschnikowia bicuspidata var. bicuspidata NRRL YB-4993, 1095 nucleotides. RefSeq lists its product as uncharacterized. The coding region runs from base 1 to 1095 and encodes 364 amino acids. NCBI's taxonomy places the organism in Eukaryota, Fungi, Ascomycota, Pichiomycetes, Serinales, Metschnikowiaceae. Gene Ontology annotation, molecular function: protein binding. The transcript has a single exon. The record is from RefSeq and is a predicted model, not a curated record.
AUGUUACGUCGAGUCGGUAUCCGCUUCCAACUGACAACAUCAAGGCCAUCUCUUGAUUCAAUUCUACCGAAAAAAAAGACGAUCAACAGACUUCUCUUUGACAAUGACUCAAGGCUCGCUUAUAAGAAGGCGAUGCCCAUCUUGAACACAGUAUACGCUAACUUGGACUCGCCACAAGAUAUCAGAUUGCCAAGUCAUGCCAAGCAUGAUGACCUUAUGAUGCUUCGUUCGAUUUUACAUGAUUUGCGUAGUGUCACGAAUUCUAUUAACAAAAAUCUUGUCGAUUUAGAAAAUGAACUUGUCGAACAAGCUGCUGAAUUGGGCAACAAUGAUGCCAUAGCCAUGUUAGCUUUUGAAGCCGUAGCAUCCAAAGAUACCUCGAAAGAGGACCAUGCUCAUGCCAAUAAACUCAUACGGCAGCUCACAGAGCAGAAACACCCUUUGGUGUUUAAGCUCGCAGGCGAUUUUGCAUUCUCCAAGUCAUACCAUGAACAGGCCGCACAAUACUGGCAACAAUUUUUAGAGCUAGAGGAUGAUACCAUUUUGGCAAGCCAUGUGCACUCCAAUUUAGGAAUUUAUUACUAUCACUACAUGAACCCUCGUCCCAACUUAGGCGAGGCCAAAUUAUGCUUCGAAAAGGCGAUACGCUUUGGUCAACUCGACUCGCAUAUAGUUAAGGCACACUACUACUUGGGCCAGCUUUACUCCAUCACUGAUCCAGUCUUAUCAAGGUAUCACUUGGAAAUAAGUGCAACCAAGGGGCUACAAGAAAGUCUUCCUUCGUUGGGCUUCAUGGAACUCAACGUCUUCAAUAACGUAUCUAAAGCUUUGGAAUGGUUCAAGUUAGGCGUCGAGGCAAACAGUGACAUUUCAUGCUUGAUUGGCCAGUUUGACGCUCAUUCCAGAGCCGGAAGUAAUGGCAAGGCUAUCAAAAUUCUCGCAAACUUGCGUGGCCUUAAAGAAAAAUUAGAUAAAAUUCUUGCAAAAGGCAUAAACCAUGUUCCCGCAUCCUACCGCGAAUUAGCUGCCAGUAACCAAGUCUUGUUGAAUACUUUUUUUGCAACGAGAUCAGAUGCUAUUAAAAAUUUACAAUAG